UGUCAGCACCACAGAAACACAAGCGUUCCCCAGGCUCAUUGAAAACGCAAGCGGUACUUCAUCCUUACCUUCGUGAUGACUUUGAACAAUUACGUUUGCUUCUCGCGACUUCAAAUGUCGUUUGGUUAAAAGAGGGCAUAAAACUGCAAACGCCAGAGGGGCUGAUCAAGCCAGAAAAGAAACGGCGUGAUUUGCUGGACUUAAAUCUCUGUCAUGUCGCUUCUGUGCGUGCGAGUGAAAAAAGCCAAACUACAUGGACCUCAAGACAAGUUUAAUGUGUAUGUAACACUGAAGGUCCAGAAUGUUAAGAGCACAACCAUCACCGUGCGUGGAGACCGGCCAUGCUGGGAGCAAGACUUCAUGUUUGAGAUUAAUCGUCUGGAUCUGGGUCUGGUUGUGGAGGUGUGGAACAAAGGACUCAUCUGGGACACCUUAAUAGGAACAGCAUGGAUCCCACUUAACACUAUUCGCCAAUCAGAUGAGGAGGGACCUGGUGAAUGGACCUCACUGGACUCUGAGGUUCUGAUGAAGGAAGAUGAGAUAUACGGCACUAAAAACCCCACCCCUCACCAAGUGCUGCUAGACACACGCUUUGAGCUCCCAUUUGAUAUCCCGGAAGAUGAAGCCCAGUACUGGACUAAAAAGCUGGAAAGCAUUAACUCUAUGAGGAUACAUGACGAGUACUCACUGACAGAUGAAGCACAGAGAGAACAGCUACCAUCAGUGCCCUCACAAUGCUGCAAUUGGACAUACUUUGGAUGGAGUGAUCAGCAGACUUUCGAUGACCAUGACAGUGCUGUGGAUGACAGGGACAGUGAUUAUCGCAGUGAAACACACAGCAUGCCUCCACGAUACCACACCACAGCCCAACCAAAUUCUUCACUCCAUCAGUACCCUAUUGGAAGAAGAUUACAGCAUCAGGUGGUGUCAAAAGACUUGAAUUUGGAUUAUAGAGAACAGAGCACCCAAUUCACAAACAGUAGAGAUGAUGUCAGAAUAAUUCCAGUAGAUUCAGGCAUGGGAGUUGAAGAUUGGGAGACCAAGUACAAGAUGAAUGACAACAUACUGGACGAUUACCUGGAACCAGCGCAGAAAACUUGGGAUGAUGAUGAUGAUGACACCAAGAAUGAAAUUUACAGAAUCAUAGGGUGCCAGGAUGACUCCACAGGUGGUCAGUUUUGCAAGACAGUAAAGCGUGAUGCAGUGUCCCCUGAGGGUGAGAUUGAUGAUGCAUCUGAAAAUGCUGGCAAAACAAGGACAGACAGCAGUGACUUCCACUUAGUAUACCAGGAAGCCAAAAAUUUAAAGGAUGAAAUUUCCCCUUCCGAGAUUUCAAUUAUUCCCUCAAUUAGGCAACUUCACUUGCAAAGGGGAGGUCAAGAAUCCUGUACAGAGGGUCUGUUGUACAAAACCAUGCUGUGGGCCAAAACCUCAUUUGAAGACACUCUUGAGAACUAUUCAAUUUAUUGUAAGGAGGAAGCAGCAAGGAUGAAAGCAAGAAAUGAAUAUGGGUCUGCAGGAUCUGAUGAAAUGCAGUUUUCUUUUGGGUCUGAGGAGGAGCUAGAUGAUAUGGCGUUUGUGGAAGAAGAUGUGCAAUACGAAAAUGACAGUUAUUACAACAAUGGAAGAUGUACGCCCUAUUAUGGUGAAUGGUCGCAUGGUUAUUGUGACCAGCAGAGUAGCCUUGGGAAUGUUUGCAAAGGGGAUCAAGAUGUACUGUUGUCACCAGUGAAUGAACCAAGUAAUAAGUAUAAUGAUACUAUGGAUGAGCUUCAAGACUUAGUUGAUUCCGUAUCAGAAUAUCUGGCUGGUAGAGAGGAGGAAAUGAACAAAUAUGAAUCAAUUCAAAAGUCUGUAGCAAAAACAGAAACAGGUGGUGAAGUUAAGAAAACAGAGGUUAAAUCUGCUGAGUCAAAAGCGGAAAAUGCUGUGGAACAAGGUAUUGCAGGUGUUAAAAAUGCUAUGAGCUCACUAUUCAACACAGUGACAAACACAAAAGCAGCAGCUGAUACUACCGAAUCAACAGCAACGACCACAAAACCUCCUGUUCCUCCUCAGACAGAGUCUGGUAUUUCAAAAAUCUUUUCUUUCUUGCCUAAACCACCUGGUAGUGCAACUCCUGUAGCAGUUGUACCACCUGCUAAUCAGGAAGCUAGUGUAGACAAGAAGUUCUCUUUGCAAUCAUUGUUGCCAUUUCAGUCUCCAGAGCCCAGCCGUCCUUCUAGUGCCACAUUACUGACUGAUACUACAGACAAUGCUGAGACAAGUAGUGAUCAAACUCAGUCCACUUUAAAUCAGCCCCAAACUGUGGUUGAUUCAGUGUUGGGACGAUUAAGCCCUUUUAAAUUUUUUGGAGAAAAACCAAGCACUGAAACCGCUUCACAACCAAAUAUAUCACAGGAAAACCCAGAGUCCAAAGAGGGAUCAAUAGAUAAAUCCAAAAGUUUGUCUAUAGAAGUAUCAGGCUCACAACCUGAACAUCAGUCCUCAUGUGGGGGAUCAGGUAGUGGAUCUGUAGAGCUCUUACCUGAAACAGACUCAUCUGGUGAGAUACCUGAUGCAAUGCCAAGAGAGGCUUCAUCUAAGCCAGAAGAAAGUAAAUCUGAAGUGAAGUCUGUCAGUCAAGCACCAGCUGAAGAUGCUGGGUUCUUCAGCCCUUUUAAAAAGUCAUUGAACUCACUAAUCUCAACCACUACACCUGAUGAUAAAGCUGCGCCUUCAAUGUUUUCUAUUUUCAAGCCAGCAGAGGUUCCGAAAUCGGAGGAUGUCACGGGUACUUGGGGUAAUAAAUUAAAGCUCUCUGUCUUCUCCUCAGAUGCUCCUGCCAAUCCUCAGGUAAAUAAAGAAGAAGGUGGUAUGCUCUCUGGGUUUUUAAAACUGGCAAAAGGUGAAGAUCACAGUGCCCCUAAACCUGGUGCCUCCCAAAAUGAGGCUAAAUCACCACACUCCAGUCGUUCGGCAUUGCUUGAAAGUUUGCCCAGAGGAAAUACAGACACUGGAUGGUUCUCAAAUCUGUUUAAAACUAGUCCACCCGACCCACAUAAGACACAGACUUUAACACAAUCCACAUCAAAACCAACAGCCUAUACAAAACAAGGUUUACAGAAAAUUUCUACAGAUAUAGUUCUAGAAAAAAGUUAUGAUGAUGAAAGCCUGCCUGCUACUAAAAAUCAGACUGAUUUAAAUACACAGGAUGCAGAUGGUGAGAAACAACAGGAAGCACCAGUUCAAAAUGAGUCACCUCAAGAUGGAGCAAAAACCAAACCUGAGGACCAGUGCCAUCCAAAGUCUCUGCAGCCAAAGCCACAAACUAAUCAACAGGCACAACCUGAGUCGCAUAGCUUAUUCUCAGGUUUAUCUGGUGGUAAUAAAUCCCAAGCAAGUUCUACCCAACCUCAACAGGGUGGAUUGCUCUCAGGGCUGUUUUCCAGUGUUAUUGGCUCUGAAAAUCAUUCUCAAACAGGGGUUACAACCCCUCAGUCAGGAGGACUGCUGUCUGGGAUUUUGAAAAUUGCUGCCCCAGAAAGCACUCAAGCAGCAGGUCCACAACAGCAACCCUCUUCCCAUAAAGAAGCACCAGCAACUGCUCAGAACAACAACAAAACACAGCAGAGUGCUGUUCCUCCGCAGGCUGGUGGAAUCUUUUCUGGGUUAUUUAAAUUGGCCCAUGAUACAGGUGCAAGUCAUGAAACCUCUUUUUCCCAGUCAAAAUCAGGUCCUGAAAAUCAAGGUGAUCCAAAGCAUAACACCACACAACAGACAUCCCCAGAAACAUUUCAAGGAGCGUCACCUCAGACUCAGUCAGGAGGCUUUCUAUCUGGACUUGUAAAGUUAGCAGGUCAUGACAAUGCCGCAGCAACUGAGGAGUUCCAACCUCAACAGCAAACAUCUGAACUGGAACCAAAUUAUCAACAGUCUGACACCAAAAGUCAACCACAUUCUCAUCCACAGCAAACUGACCCACCUCAAACAGGAGGACUUUUUGGGGGACUCCUAAAAUUUACAGAAAGUGCUCUUAGUGGGCCAAAACAGCCAGGUGGCUCUGGCAGUCAGCUUAACCAACAACAAUCCAGCAAAACAGAUACACAGCCAUCACAUGUUAAUUCAGGUGAAAUGUUCUUAGGAUUUUUUAACAAGUUAACAGCCCCUGAGAGUGGUCCUCAACAGCCACAUUCUGGGCCUGGUAGCCAAACCCCGAAGGGCCCUACCCCUUCCCAGCAACCACCACCACCUCAGCAAGGUGGCUUCCUUUCUGGCCUGUUUGGCAUGCGUGCUUCAGAGGCAAAUAAUGACAAAGAACCAGCUCCACAGAAUCAUUCACAGCAAAAGAUCCCAUGUUCUGGUCAACCAAAUGCACAACAAGCACAAAGGCAAAACCUGCAGAGGCAAAACCAAGCUCCCCCUAAGCAGGUACCUCCAAGUGAAACAAGUGGAAUGCUCUCUGGAUUGCUUAAUAAAGUUGCAGACAAUAAAACUACACAUCCCCAACCACCUGUUCAAACCGCAGAGCAAACCAGUAGGUCUGGUCUAAAUGAAAGUGCUCCCCAGAAGUCUUCUAAUCAACAAGGUGGGUUUUUGUCUGGGCUUUUUGCAACCAACCAGGCACCAACUCAAUCACAAAAAGAGUCUCUUGGACCACGAACAAGUCAGCAGCCACAGGGGAACAGACAGCCUCUACAAAGACAAAAUCAAAUUCCAUCUCAUAACCCAACCUCUGAGGCACAACAAGGGGGUCUUCUUUCAGGAUUUUUUAACAAGUUGGCUUCAGUAGACAGCCCUGCUCAGACAACAAAAUCUGUCUCUGGAAGUCAAAAUUCUAACCAACAGUCACCUUCUCCAAGCCAAUCUAGUGGAUUUUUUUCUGGUUUUUUGAAAAUAAGUUCAGAGACUGAAACUCCAAAAUCAUCUUCUGUAGGACAAAAACAAGUCAAUCAACAAGGCCAGCAAGGUCAGGCUGCAACACAACCGCAAGAUCAGCCAAGUGGUUUGUUUUCUAGCAUUUUUAAAAUGACCACCUCUGAUGAAUCUGAACAACAGGCUCAAACAGGCAAACCUCAAGCAAAUAAGUCUACCCAUUGUGCUAGCAGUCAACAAAAUGAAUCUAGUGGCAUCCUUUCUGGAUUUUUGAGCAAACUCACUGCAACAGCAGAUGAACCAAUAACAACAAAUGAGCCAUUGUCUGAGCAAAAGCCAAAGCAUCAGCAACAAAACCGUGCUAAUUUUAAGCCUAGUCAAGCUCGGCCACAGAUUCAAAGGGCCAAAUCAAUUGAGCUUGAGUGUUCUCAGGAUGAGACUGCUGAAAUAGAUUCGAAAGUUUCAGUAAAAAAAGGUUUAUUGUCUGGAUUAUUUGAUAAAGUCACAGAGGAGGAAUCUUCAUCUAAACCUGAAUCUUUUCAAUGCAAGGAUGAGUCAAAAAGUAGUUUUAUUAGUGGUGCAGGUGUGCUUUCUAGUAUUUUUAAAUCAGGAUCUAAUGAAAAUGGUUCUUCAGCUAAAAGUAACGAUACAGAGAAGGGCUUUCUCGAUAUUUUAAAGCCUAAACAGAAUAAAGUUGAGGUAACUGCUGCUGUUACUAGCGGCACAGGGUGUUUAGACUCAAGCAGAUCUGAAAGUGAACCUUCCUAUCAACCUGCCCAAUUGCAUCCUGCAGUAAAAUCAACACAACAGUAUAUGGGUGAGAUCCAUAGACUUUUAUAUGGCACGGCUACGGAAUAUGGUUACCAGGAUCUGUUGUAUGCCUUUGCUGAGUAUGGUGUGAUUCCCCCAGAAUUGUAUGAGCAUCAGUGUCUCAUAGAAGCUCUGCUUUGGCACCAGCUGAAUGAUUAUGCUUUAUUGGAAACUCUUGCAGAUCAAGUUCAGGACUGCUAUUCUGGAAGUCAAGGGGGCACAUCGCCAACUUUUCAACCAGUUUUAGAAACAGCUAGAUGGUGGGAUUUUAAAAAUAUAGAUUCUAAUCAUUUUCAUAUACCUUCACAUCCCUGGCAGGAUGUUGUCAGUAUACCAAAGAAUCUUCCUCUAGCAAAUGAAGAGGAUAUUAUUGUAUAUGAUAUGAGUAAAACAAACAAGAAUGGCUGGAGUAGCUAUGACAAUUUUAAUGGCUUAAACAAUAAAAAUAGCAAAAAAACGUCAACUGAUAUACCAACAAAUCUACACCAUUCCCAGUCAAUGUCAGACUAUAGCCUCAAAUCCAGGAAUGACUCCAAAAUGACCCAAAAAACCCAAGCUGAUUUGAAAUUUGACUCAAUUUUUAAACAGCUCACUGUCAAGAAGGGAGCUUUGGAUUUGACUCCAGGUGCAGUUGACCUCAGUGGCACUGCAGAUGCCAGUGGAGAUGUAGAUGAUGACAUAUUUGAAGAUACUGAGUGGUACCAGCAGUGGCUGUCCCUGUUGGAGCAAGGAAUGUGGUGGCCAGCUGAGGUGGGUGAUUGUGGUUAUUAUGUAUAUAUGGAUGAAGAAUAUAUAUACUCUCUUUUGACUGAUAGAGCUGGAAAGCACCUUUAUGCAUGUGCAACCCCGGAGGAGAACCGUGUUUUACAACAAAUUACUGAAAAUAUCUUGAGUAUUCUGGAGAGAAAUGACAAACCAAAGAUGACCCUUUGUGGCUUUAAAAUACCCCUGUUUAAUGAUAAUGGAAUUAAUUGGGUGCCAGAACAAAGUCUGAACGACUCACAACUUACAAAUGCUCCUGUUGAUCUGUCCUCAGCUUUUAUGAAAGGUGAUAGGAUUAUGAACAUGAACCUUGAGCAGUUUUGUCAAAUGUUUCAAGAGUCCAUAAUUGCAGGGACAGAGGAACCUGUUGACUUUAGUAUGUACGAGCUCAGAAAAGUGAAAGUGGAUGCACAAGAGCCAAAUAUAAUUUCUCUGGAGGAGCAACCAGAUGCAACUGACCUCUCAAACAAAGCAACACAUCCAUGCCAUGGAGGACCAUACUGGAAAAAUCAGGGGAUUACGAAUUCUUUCUCGGAAGUAUCUGUGCGAUCGUCGUCUUCCUCAGUUGCUUUCACCUCACAAGGAAACUACAGACAGAAUCCAUCAUCUAUAAAACGUUCUAUUCCUGAAAUCAUGAUUGGUCAUGUUGAUGAUGAGCACGCUGGUCAGAAGAAUCAGUGUAAACAAACAGUCAGUUCUAUUUUUUCAACCACUGAGAGCUUUGUUGCAAAGACAACAUUAGCUGAUAAAAAUACUACAUCACAGACAACUAAAGCCACAACAUUAGUAGGAUCUACAGUUACUUUACCAUCUCAAAACGUGUUUUCAAAACUUCCUGAACAACUGAAAACCAAUAAAACACUGUGCAUAUCACCCAGGACACUUCCUGUAACACCAGUGUGUUCAUUGAGACAAGAAGGUGUUACAGAGGUUUGUGCAACCACCACACACCAAGAAAUACCCACUCCACCAACCUCAGUUUUGAGCUCACAGUUCACAGCCAAUAUUGGCAAUGCUUCCAAGACAUCUGCUGCACCUCAGAAAGGUAAACUGGCUAGACAACCAUCGCAGUCAACACAGUCUUCUCUAUCAAAGAAAACCAGUCAUUUUGAAGGAACCAUGACUGCAGCAGUUCCCACACAGUCAAAACAUGACGUUACAAUGUCAAAUGAAAAAAGAGCAUUGCCACCUCCACAGAAUUUACUUUUCAACAAACCUCAGCUGGCAGUAGACACAUUACAUUGUAGUAAACCCAUGGAUUUCUCUGGAACCAUAGGAAAAAAAGACAAAGAUAAUGAUGUAAAAACUCCAUUACAUAAUGCUGGGAACUCUAUUCAGGAUAUCAUUGACUUCACCAAUGCAAAACUAAAAAAAGCCGUAAAGCAGAAUAAUAUGACAUCCGAGAUGGCAGCUGUUGAUCUGACUGUUGCAUUAGAUGAGGAAAUUAAUGUGACAUUUCCAGCUCUAGAGGUCCACAGUUUCUCCAUGAUAAUGUCUGAUGUACCUCUGGGAACAGUUUCUGCUACAGGUUCCCCUCAAAUGAAAUCACAAUACUGUCCUGUAGAAAGUGGCAUUCCAAGACGAGAUGACAAUGGUAAUAAACCCAUAUCACCCAAACAGAAACCUGAACUUACCAGACAAGUUUCAGUUCAAACGUCCCAAGCAACAGUCCUUGAUGAUACAUCCCCAAAAUCGUCUUCAAAAGUGGAGCUUAUGUCAAUUCCUCCACCAGCUCAAACUGGCGGACCAGUGACAGGUCCAGUAGAAUGUGAGCAGAGUUCCAAAGCCAUCCAAAAAAGUUUUGGAACAUUAAACAUUGCAUCAUUUUCAGAUCUAUCUCAAAUAUCUUCACAAAAUACAUGUCCUGUGGUAAAGAGAUUACCUAUGAUAAGUCCAACCUUUCAUAUGCCUGCUCAAAAUAAACAAAUUGGUCUAAUGAGGCAGACUUUACUUUCUAGUGAAAACAUGAGGAUGAGUUGCUUAUAUAAUAAGAACACUGCUCCAGCUAACUUGGUCAAAGCAACACUUGAUAUGACUUCAAAGUCAGUUGCAAAGUCCAUGGAGCAAACAAUCACUGAGAUCUCAGAAACGGAAGCAGUACCCCUUAUAAGACGCAGACGAAUCUCUGUCACAGACUCUAAUAAAGGUUCUGUUGGUUUGCCCUUGCUUGUGGAAGUGUCAGAACCAGACCGAAAUAUAGUCUCCCAAAGGCGUCAGUCACUACCACAGCUUUUAUCAAGUGUGUCUUUACAACAAAGUUCAGACGAAGCAUUUUUAAAAGAAAGCAGACAAAAUCUAUUGUACAACAGAACUCUAAGUUUGCCAGUGCAGUUAUCUGAUUUUCAUCAAACAGCUCCAGCAAAUACAAUUAAAGCUACACUAGAUAUGUCUGGAAAGUCAACUACUUGUUUGUCUGCAGUCACUGAGGCAGAUCAAAAUAAAGUUUUGCCACUUGUGAGGACAAGGUCAACAUCACUCUCAGAUGGAAAUGAAGAGUUUGUUGGGGUGUCUUUAAUUGUGGAGCCUUCAACGCAACAUUGGAAACCUUUUAUCAAAAGUUCUGAGUCACAAGCAAAUGUUACACAAACUGAUUCUUUACAACAAAGCAUGAAUGUCAUAAGAAUCUCUGCUGACGUUGGUUCCUUUCAGAACAAAACUGGGACAUUACAAAUGACACGGCAGAUGUCUCUGUCAGGACUGCUCUACAAAGAACCCACAGCACCAGCUAAUACAAUCAGGAAUGUAGUUGACAUGUCUCCAAAGUCCUCAUCAGAGAUGCUUUCUGGAGAGCAUGUGAUGGAAGCAGGUGAUUUGUCACUUGUGAGGACCAAACCAAAUACCGAUGUGUAUGAUUCGAAAGACUUGGCAGGUGAACCUUUAAUAGUAGAGCCGCAUUUGCUUCCAAAGCAUGUUCAAAGUCAAAGGAGAUUUUUGUCUUGGAAAUCAUCCAUUGCUCAAACAACAGAAGUGCCUUCGGCACCAGCUUACUCUAUUAAAAGCUGUAGUGACAUGUCUGUGGUCAGGUCAACUUCUAAAAUGUUGAAUGAAACAACAGGAGAAAUGCUUCCAAAUGGAGCUAUUCCUCUUGUAAAAGAUAAAGAAGUCUUUAACAGAAGUUUAAGAAAAGAAUCUUUAGGAAUGCCAUUAAGAGUUGAAUCUUAUUCACCUUGUAAGCAAAACUCUCAUAAACAAUCAGACCGUAUAUCCCUAACGGACAAAGGCAAAUCAAACCAAAUGAAGUUAUUGGAGGUAUGUCAUACUGCAGAAUAUUUGCAUCAACAGAUCCCUACCUCUCACAGAAAUGGACUCAUCUCAAUCUCAAGGAUUCAAACUGAAGAAUCUCACAACCUUAGCCAACCUUUAGACUUCUCUGUAAUUGUUUCUCCUAAAAAACAAAACUGGCCUUCUGUUCUACAAAACGGGCAUCCUAUGGAUUGCACUAGAAAGGAAGAUAAAACAACAAUUGGGAAAAAUAUUCUGAAAAACAGUAAUCCGGCUUUUCAGAAAUCUUUUGUUGGGGCUGUUGAUUUGACAGCUGGCACAGUGGUAGAUAUAAAUAAAAACAAAAGUGACGAAGAGGUCCAAGAUCUUUCAUCUCCAACAAUUACCAGUCUAUCUAAUCAGAAUACAUCAAAAUGUAUUCCAUCUACACAUUCUGUUCAAAGUGAAACCAAUAUACAACCUUAUUCUCAAAUAUCAGAAAAUCUGAAUUUUUUUCCAACCAAAUCAAAGAAUUUGGCUAAACCUCAAACACCACAUCCAUAUUUUCACUCUCAUGUGCCUACUGGAAUGACAGAUCACUUCAGAGCAUCUAUGUUAGUAUUGAAUGCUCCAGUACAUUUAAACAGUUCACAUAGAGCUGAUUUGCAAGAUGCACAUAUCUGCAGACCUUCUGAACAAAAACUGGAAGUACAAAGAGAGCCUGCAAAGCCAAUCCUUACACAGCUUCUGGAUAAACAUACACAUGUUGUUGCAGAUGAUUUACAUCCCUCUACAAAUAUAAGUGAAGCAGCUAAAGUAAUGCCAUUUAGUGACCUUUCCAUAAAAUCUAUUCCUCAAAUAUACUGCUCAGAGCACACAACUUAUCAGCAGCCAGCUCAAAGCUCAAUCAUAAAUCCACAGAUAGCAAAACAUUCAUUCUCAGUCACCACUGAGGAAACACACUUAAAUCAGCACAUUCAGCUUCCUGAACCUAAUAGUAUAACAACAGCCUCCAGACCUAAAGGUCUUAUGAAAAAAUCAACAGUGGAAAGCUUUGGAGAAGAGUGCAUCCCUUCAAGUGAAACAGCAACUGUUCAUGAAAAGCCUCAAGAAUUAGAGAAAACUUGUUUAGCAAAGUCAAUUGCCCCAGCCAUAUCGAUUCAAGAUUUAGUCUCUAAAACAAACCAAGAUGUGAAAUCAACUUUUGUGUCUUCUACUGCAAACACACAAAUGACUUGUGCAGUUGCACUGGAAUCAGUAGUAGUUGUACCCACAAGUACUGCAAACUGUCAAACUUCCAUAGCCCAUGCAGGAUCACUUUCAACAAGCCCAGCUGUCAACCUACCAAGUACAAUUUCAUUGCCAAAAAGUAUUGUAUAUAGUUAUUCAGGUCAAUCCCCAGAUUCAAGCCACUUCACAAAAAGGUCAGUCAAGGGUUUGAUAUCAAUGUUUAACGGAAAAGAUUUACAAACAACCACAGAGAACGUCUCACAAGACAGUGAUGAAAUGAAAGGGUCAGUUGUCAAAUCAUCACUUUAUGAGUGUAUUAAUUCUAACCAGGAAAUGACCACAUCUUCAAACCACACAAUGGUUACAACAUCAGACACAUCUGUGAACGGCUUGGUGUCAGUGUUCAGUGGAACACUGCUAACUGCUGUUUCAGCACAUACUGCCUCACCAUCCUUGGUUUUAUCACUAACAGAUCCUCUUCCGAGUCCAGUUUAUAGUACACUGUCUUCUGUGUCUUGUCCACCUGUUGAACUUAAAGUUUCACCAGUUCCACAGACUACAGUUUCUUCCACUGACCAAUCAAAACAAACUCAAUGGUCUUCCCCUGAACCAACAACUAUCACAGCUGAUGGAAGCUCACAAGUACAGUAUAAUAGAACAGAUUGUCAGAUCACUGAGGCAUCUGCUCAGGUUUUGGUGUCAUUUGGUGACAGUACCUCUCAUCCAGUUUUUGAAACACAAGGACAGUCGAAAGAGACUUUUGUAAACAUCCCCUUAGCUGAGGAUUUAGUCACAGGUGAUAUGCAGGUUUCGGUUGGCACCACCCCUGAUAUAUCUUCAAGUGGGAAUAAAAUUACCCUGUUAAAUCUUCAUAGACAAUAUCAAGAGAGUCAGUGUAUGGUUAUGCCUGCAAACCAGACUGAUUCAAGUCAACCAGAUGAAACAUUUUCAACAGAAGAAAUAUCAAGCCAAGGUAUUUCAGCUGCAGAAAGUAGACCUGACACCCACGCUAUGUUAAAUCAAACCACCCCACAGGCCUCUGUACCUCAAGCAACAGCAAUGCCUCUGUCUGCUUCAAAACCAGAUACUGAGCAGGACAACACUAGUGAACUACAUGUAACUCCCCAGCAGGAAUCAAUAACCAAUCUUGUUUUGUCUGAGAUUAUAUCUAUUGAAGAGAAACCAUCAUUCACUGCAGUUUCACCUACUGAGCUGGAAGAACUAUCAUUAGGUAUUUUGAAUUUAAGUUCAAGGAAGAUGCUUAUUCCUCGGAUAAUGAUUUCAGAGGCUAGCAGUCCUGAGGAAGACUAUGCUAUUGAAGAAGAUGUGGUGACAGAUGAACAUGAUACUACAGUUAAACAUGAUUCAAAUUUAUCUUCUGUUGAAAGCAGUUCAGUGGGAAGUACUGAAUCUUCUGAAGACUUAAAGCAUUGCAGUUUAGUUACAGAGGAAAAUGAAAAGUCUUUCAUGGUUGUGGCAUCUCAAGAAACUGGAAAUCAGAGUAUCAAAAUGGUUAUCCCCUAUGAAACAGAAGAUUCUGUUGUUAAGACUAAUGACUAUGCUAAGGGCUUAUCCCACAAUUCAGAUUCAUCUUUAGCCUCAUUCAUGACAAACACUGCGGAACAAAAUGACUUCAAUUCUACAAGUAAUUCAGUUUCCCUUGAGGUACAAGAAGGUAAUAAGAGUCUCUUCUCUGAAGCUCACCCUUCUGAAAAAACACAACAUAAAGAAAAAUGCCAAGAGGGUGCCACAGCACCCAGUGCUUCUGGACAAGAGUCUAUAACUAACUUAGAAGAUAUCACAGACUCUAAAUCAGGAAAGCUUGAAGAGAAUUAUAAAGAUCAAGAAGCAUCUAAAAUAAUGUCAGUCAAACUAAUAAUGUCAGACAACAAGAUCCCCUCUGAGCCAGAAAGCAAAUCAGAAGAUUCAUCAAGAGACUCCCUAUCAAAUAUCGAACAGAGUGAAAAGAAAGAGCAAUUGCAAAUUACAGACACUGCACAAUUACAUGAAGUGCCAACACCCACCAACAUCAAUAAACCAGCUUCUUCUUGCCUACCUACAGACACACAUGGUGAUGAGCAUUCUAGCAAAGGUAUAUUUUCACAAAUUUUCACUUCAUCCCAGCCUCAGAGUGGAUCAUCUAUAUUAGGAGACAUACUACAUGGGUCGUCAUCCUCCAAAGAAAUACCAGGUACAGGAUUAUUCUCAAUGUUUGGAAGUUCUGGUCCUCAAGCACCUCCUGUAGCAUCUACACUCAAAGAUGCAUCACAUGGAAAGGGAUUGUUUUCUGUAUUUGGUGGAUCUAAUACCCAACCACCACCUCACCAGGAAGGUUCACCUAUGUCUGGCUCAAAAGAGUUACUUGUAGGACCAAGACAAAUGCCUGUUCCAAGAGAGCCUGUAGAACUGGGAACCAUAGAGCCACCAAGCCCUGGACCAAGAGCUGCUCAAGACACUGACAUAAAAGGUCCACCAGGACCUGAUCCAAAAGCAACAAUAGAAACAGGACCAAAAGGGACAACCCCUAAAGGGCCCACUCCCAAAGAACCGUUGGGUAAAGGAAUAUUUUCUGUUUUUACUGGGUCUUCUCAACAAACAGCACCCACAAGCAGAGCUGCUGCAAGGACAUAUGGAUCUUCAAUUUUCGGAGGUUUUCUUUCUGGUUCUGGAGACAAAGAAAAUAAUACAUCUGGUUUAUUUUCUGUGUUUGGUAGAGGUAGUUCUCAAUCUGAAGCUCUAACAGAUACCAUUCAAGCAGAAUCUACCAAUAAGGAAGCAACAGGAAAAGGACUGUUUGCAAAGUUUAGUGGACAAGGUGCAACUGGUGGCUCUGAGUCAGACAAUCUCUUUAAAGUUCCAUCUGUUUUCUCUCUAGGGGGUUCUUCUGACUUUGAUAAAACAAAAUCUACUGGAUUUAGCCUCAUGUCUUUUAUGGAUAAGAAAUCUAAUGAUCCAAAAUCUGUAGAUGCAACCAUUACAAGCCCAACACCUUCAACAGAUGUAAUACCAGAUGAAAUUGCACAUAUUGAGACUAAACAAGAACCUUCAAUGGAACCCACAUCUGCGCCUACUAUAGAAAUUGAUCAGAAACCCUGUGGUGAAAUUAAAGAAGAACUUGUUAAUGCUACAGGUAAGAAUGAGGAAAUGUACUCUGAUGAUACAAACUCUCAAAUAAAUAUGGCUGAAAAAUAUAAACAACUUAAAAAUGAAGAAACUUUAAUAAUUGAAAAGAUACUUAAAGAGGAACGAGACAUUAAUGAGCAACCUACAAAUGAGGAGCUGGAAGGUAAAAAAGAACUUGUAGCUACCAGUUUGGAGAAAACCGAUUCUGAAAAUAAUUUUCACCAGUCAGUGCUGGAGAAUUAUUCAGAGCCAACUGGGUCGAAGCAACAAGCAGAAGUGUCAUUAGUAUCACAAGAGACUGACAUGUCUUUAGAAGCUGAAAAACCAGUGCAUUUAGAAAAAAUAGUGGAAUCAGAAGAGCUUGUGGAACUGGAAAACUCUCAAUCUAACACGGUUCCGGAUUGUGCAAGACCCACAUCAACUGAGAAACCUUUAAAGAGUGAAGAAUCAGGGAAUGAUCAACAUGUUCAAACAGCGAACACAAUUUCAACCGAACAUGAGAAAGACAUCACCUUGAUCAGAAUUUCUGAUAGCCAGGAAGCAGAACUAGAAAAAUCUCAAGUAACUAACAAACCUCUGGAUUAUGAAAGAUACACAGAAACUGAGAAAACCUUAAACAGUGAAGAAUCAGAGAAGGAUGAACAUGUAAAACCAACAGACAAAAUGGCAAGUGAAUAUGAAAAACACACAGCCUUGAAUAAAAUUUUAUACAGCCAGAAUGUAGAACAGGAAAAACAUCUAGAUUCUGAGAGAUCCACAGAAACUUUAAAUGAUGAACGGGUACAGACAGCAGACAGAAUUUCAAUUGAACAAGGGAGAGAAACAAUUUUAAACAAAAUUUCUCAGAGUCGGCAAGCAGAUACGAUUUGGGAGGACAAGCCAGAUCAUAUUACAAAGUCAAAAGAAACUGAAAAACCAGUGAUACCCACACAGCCCUCGUUAGAUCCACAGCCUCUUUCACCUGUUCAACCACAGCCAGUUCACAAUCAGGAAAUGCCCGGAUCACAGCCAGCAAUACUUGGUUUUCCAGGUCAGCCCAGACAAAGAAUAGAAGGACCUUUUAAUCUUUCUAGACAGGGUAUGUCUGAAACAAGUCCAAGAAUGAGAGGACCUAUACCUGGAAUGUCUGGUCAACCAAGGCCAAGAAUGCCUAGCUCUCAAAGACCUCCAGAGCCAACUGCCUUUUCUGGCUUUAUGUCAAUGUUUUCUGGGCCAAGUACUCCCAGCAAGGCAUCAACUUUAGGUUUCUUCUCUGGGCCACAGACCUCCUUUUUAAGUCAUCAGCUUCUCCUGCAGCGCCACCACAACAGCAAAAGAGCUCAUUUUUCAAUUUGCCAACCAGCUUGCCAACAGAAUCCCUAA
Molecule: messenger RNA, 15342 nt
Organism: Misgurnus anguillicaudatus (oriental weatherfish)
Lineage: Eukaryota; Metazoa; Chordata; Actinopteri; Cypriniformes; Cobitidae
Biological process (GO): presynaptic dense core vesicle exocytosis; synaptic vesicle priming; dense core granule priming
Cellular component (GO): presynaptic membrane; neuromuscular junction; terminal bouton
Molecular function (GO): syntaxin-1 binding; calmodulin binding; diacylglycerol binding
Source: RefSeq, a predicted model, not a curated record